CGCUCUCUCUCUCUCUCUCUCUCUCUCUCAAGAACAUCAAUUUCUUAUAAUAAAAAAUAUACAGGCACAGGCAAAUAGGUUUUGUCACUUUCGUUUACAGAGGAAAGUCCAUCAUUCUCCACUGCCCCCUGUUUUUAAUGGUGGUUCAGAGAAAUCGAGGCCGAGGAGGCAACUCGGAAGUGAACAGUGAAGGAACCGUAGAUGGAACUGCAGGGGUUUCAGGGUACGAGCAGUUCAGGGACCAAAGGAUCAAAGAGAACAAGGAGAGAUUGCAGAAGCUGGGUCUUUUGGACUUCUCGCUGAAGCUCAAGCCGAAAGCUGCCCCUCCAAAACGUUCCCAGAGUCAGAGAGACCCUUCUGUUCAGACCAAAAUCCACAACUCUGGGUCCCCCCCAAGGCGCUCUUCUAGGUUGAAGACUCUGGCUCCAGUAAGUUAUGUGGAAAUUAGUAAGCCUAAAGGGAAGAGAGAGACCUCAGGGAGUGUUAAUAUUUGUAUCAAGGAGGGUUCACAGCCAGAGAUUUAUACAGAAGAACAUGAGAAGCUGUUGGGGGAUUGCAGGACAAGCUGGACCAUGGGUGUGGAUGGCUAUGGGGAAGAUAGAAAACGCAUAUAUGAUGGGGUUAAGGGAGAAACUUGCCACCAAUGCAGGCAGAAAACUCUUGGCCAGCAUACACAUUGUUGCAAAUGUGACUUGGUCCAAGGGCAGUUAUGUGGAGAUUGCAUAUACACGAGAUAUGGAGAGAAUGUGAUUGAAGCCAACCAAAAUCCUGAUUGGGUUUGCCCUGCUUGUCGGGGCAUCUGCAACUGCAGUCUUUGCCGUAAAGCAAAAGGGUGGGAACCCACUGGUAAUCUGUAUAGGAAGGUCUCAAAACUGGGUUACAAGUCGGUGGCACAUUAUCUUAUUCAAACCCGCCGUUCCCAGAUAAAAUCAGAAACCUCAGGUGCAGAGGUUGCUGAAGAGGGAUCAAUUCCCUCAGCAGAGCCCUCUUCACAUGAUGAAUCUCUGGAAACAGCCAAAAGCCUCGAUAAUAGCACAAUACAUCAACCCGUGGACUUAAAGCAUGAUGAUAUGGGAGAGGGUUACUUCACUGCAGAAGAAGAAAUGGAAGAGGUGCACUUCAUGGGCAUCAAGCAUGUUGAUGUCGAUGAUGUGGGUAAGCUAGAUGCUGUUGCUGCUGGUGAUACUGUUGAUGGUGAGGCAAAGGAAAAGCCAAGGAGGAGGACAAGGGUGAGCAGGAACUAAAUAUUUCGGGAUUAUAGAUUGUCUGACAUGAAGGUAUUCUUAAUACUAACUAGUCCUGGAUCAACUGGUGAAAGGUUGGGUAGGGAGACACCACUCUUUUUGAGCACAAAUAUUCCUCUUUGUUAGCAAGACAACUCUGUAAUUUUUUGUGGAGUUACUGAUUUUACUCUAAUAUAUUAACUAUCUUUUUCA
Messenger RNA from Prunus dulcis (almond), 1436 nucleotides. RefSeq names its product cell division cycle-associated 7-like protein. Gene Ontology annotation, biological process: regulation of DNA-templated transcription. NCBI's taxonomy places the organism in Eukaryota, Viridiplantae, Streptophyta, Magnoliopsida, Rosales, Rosaceae. The coding region runs from base 138 to 1244 and encodes 368 amino acids. Gene Ontology annotation, cellular component: nucleus. The transcript has 5 exons. The record is from RefSeq and is a predicted model, not a curated record.